CUGUUUACUUCGGACGCUUGUGAUGGAUGAAACUUGCCAAACAAAUAGACUCUGGUGGUAUUGCUGAGUUUUUUAAGCUAGGAAGAUGUCAAGUACUCCACAACUCACGAUAGAAGACAUCAAAAAGCGUUCUGGACGGGAGAACUUGUCUGAAAUCCGACAGCUCGAUUUAUCUGGUCUUGGUUUGACUUGCAUCCCAAAUGAGCUGCUUCAACAGUUACCAAAUCUUGCAGAGCUCAAUCUGUCAAAAAACAAACUAUCAGAUGUUAACAGUGAAAAAGCUUUUCCAAAACUCAAAGUUUUAAGUGCGGCCAGCAACCAGCUUAGUAAUGUGGAUGGACUGACAGCAUUUCCUAACCUGAUUAGUUUGGAUGUCACUAGCAAUCCAACCCUUGAGGUCUCAGACAAAUACAAACUGGUGUCUAUCUGCCCUUUGUUAAAAACUCUGGAUGGGAAAGAUAUCAGUCUGAUGAGGGAUGCGGUAAAUAGAUUGGAUUCUACUAUGACACAAAAGAUAGCUGACAUUUGGAGUGAGAAAUUCAACACAAAGUACAAUCAGUUAGAUGAAGAUAAAAGAACUGAACUUGAAAAUGAGUUUAUUGAAAAGCUCAAGUCUGAAGUUACUUGUGGCCCUGCAAUGCUGAAGAACUACAGGGAAUACAAGCUCACAGUUUUAGGAAAGCUCUAUUUCAAGAAAAUUAAGGGUGAGGAAAAGAUCAGUGAAGAACCACCUAAUAAAAAACAGAAAACCAGUCAAGUUAACGGUCAAGCUGAAGUUGCAAAUGAUGCACGAGACAAACCAAAGAAAUCAAAAACAGCAGAAGGGAAAGUGACUAAAAAGAAACAAAGAACACACAAGAGAGAAAUCAAGGCUGAGAACAGCAGUCCUGCUUAUUGUCAGUUUGCUGUGUCUCAUUUACUUCAAACACAUUCACUAAACAACGAUCCCACAGACAGAAAGACUCAAGUGUGGGGUUGUGAAUUUGAACCAGAUCCUGAGAGAGAAGGUCACACAACCACAACUUGUGCCACAUGUGGAGGAGAUUCUGUUUGCUUUGUGGACUGCAGCACUGGACGCGUCAUGAAAAAAUACAAACAACCUGGAGAAACAUUUUACUGCGUAGCAUGGACUACAGUUUAUUUAGACUAUGAUUCAGAAAAGAAACGAAAAGGCAACCUUAUUGCUGCAGGAGGUUUACAAAAUGACAUUAAAAUAAUAGAACCUAAUCAGCUAGUAUGCUUUGAAGAAAUUCAGGGACACAAAGGAGUUCUAGAGUGUCUUGUUUUUCACCCUCAUCAUCCCACGUGGUUGCUAAGUGCUGCUGACGAUAACACUAUUAUGGUGUGGGAAAUAGGUCUGCCUAAAGCAGCCGAGUACCAGGGAAAAUCACAACUCCUGCUGACAUUGAAAUCUCGUUCAAUAGUGCGAUUAUUUUCAAUUCCUCCGCAUGGCAAAGUAGUUGUUGGAGGAUGUGACGAUGGCUGUUAUGUCUGGAAUCUAUUUGAUAGUGAAACUGAUAAAGGAGAUAAAAAGGAUAAAACAAAGACAUAUUUUGGAAAGUUAGAUUUUCCUGGUAAAAAGACAAUUCCUUUAGACAGUAUUGUGUGCUUGACAAACAAUAUGAUCGCUACUAAACGAGUUGAAGAAGGUUGCAUUCAUAUUUGGCACUCAGAGUCAGAAAUGAUGAAGAAUGACUUCAGAGUGGCUCACAAGCUGCCAUGGAGACUCACUGAAGUACCUUUCUUGAAAUUCAGCUUUGUACCAGCAUGCUCAGUGAUGUUGGCUGGAGAUGAUGUAGGAUCUGUUUGGUUGUACGAUGUUGCAUCAAAUGUGUUGGCAACAAAGAGUGAAGAUGUAAAACAAACACAGGUAAGGAGUAUUGCAUGAUUUCUAUGUAGUAUUUCAAGAU
This is a messenger RNA of Pocillopora damicornis (cauliflower coral), 1910 nucleotides long. Its product is annotated as leucine-rich repeat and WD repeat-containing protein 1. Gene Ontology annotation, molecular function: protein binding. Lineage: Eukaryota; Metazoa; Cnidaria; Anthozoa; Scleractinia; Pocilloporidae. The record is from RefSeq and is a predicted model, not a curated record.